Homalodisca vitripennis (glassy-winged sharpshooter) is the source of this 3490-nucleotide messenger RNA. RefSeq lists its product as uncharacterized. The transcript has 8 exons. NCBI's taxonomy places the organism in Eukaryota, Metazoa, Arthropoda, Insecta, Hemiptera, Cicadellidae. The record is from RefSeq and is a predicted model, not a curated record. Gene Ontology annotation, cellular component: cytoplasmic microtubule. Bases 258 to 1085 code for a protein of 275 amino acids.
AAAUAAAUGACGUCAAUUGUUUAUAUCGGCCGACGGCUGUUCAAGUUUAAAUUAUUGUGCCUUAAAAUACAAAAUUUAAAUAAAAUUUUAGUGUUUAUUCUUCUACACACUCUUCACAGACAGGGGCUUCUUUGCCGGAAUUUUCUUAAAAAACAACAACGAAAAUAUGACUACAAUAAAGGAAUUGCUUGGCCAAGGUGAUAUCAAAAAAACCAAAACGGAACUUCCUCCAAGAAAAUGUUAGAAGAUUGAAAGAAAUGAAACUGGACAAGACAAACAAAUUGAAUUCACAGCGUAACAAGAACCUUCAAGUACAGCCCCUGACGGAGAGGAGGAACACUCAGACUGCAGCUGGCAGUUCUCGUAACCUGUCACGACAAUUGGCAGUUGGCUCUCCGCCCCGCAAUAAGAGACCUGUUCAGGGCCAAGUCAGACAGCCAUGUGGGGACACCCCUGACACUGGUACCACAGUGGACAGUGUACCCAGAGGCUACCGCAGUCAAGGGUCCCAGACUCUCAACAGUAAACAGCUGGAGACCAUGUACUACGAUGGGGUGAUCCGCUACCCCAGCGCCCGCCUGGAGGAGGCAGCUAACAAGGGUUCUGCUCCCAGCAGUGGUGUGGCUGUCAAAGAGAUGGGGUUGCAGACUGAGGUUCCCCUAGAGGUCUUACACCACCCCCCACCCCCGGACAUUGGCCUCACAUGGGAUGAAGACAGGGAUGAGGAUAGCAUGGGAGGAGCCAAGGAUUUUGUAAAGAUAAAUGCAACUAUACCAGAGCCGUAUAGGAUGAAGACAGCAGACUCAAGUAAGAUGGACCCUACCAGAGCUCCCCCCACCUACCAACGUGGAGUUGUGCCCAGGUAUCUAAGGGAACACAGGAAAGAGCAGGAGAAGGAGCGAAUGGUGAGGGCAAAGGAAGCGGCUGAUGAGUGUCCAGAAGGUCAUAUUAUGUUACCAGAGGAUGUUAAACUGAAGCACCUCAACACCCUUAAGCAAAAUUACGCAGAGCUAGUGUCCCAGCUGAACCAGUUGCCAGUGAGCACAGACACGUUGCGCACACACGAACACGCAAGAAACAGAUAGAAGCAGACCUGGAUAAGAUAGAGGCGGCCAUCGCUCUAUUCUCCCGAGAGAAAGUUUUUGUCAAGGCAGACUCCUGACCCCACCACAAUCUAGUUUUUGACCCACUCUGAAACUGACACUUGCUGUAACAUAGUCUUGUAUUUAUAAUAUUUUGUAAAUUGUAUUUAUUUUCGUAUUGGUAGUAAAUGUUUAAGUGUUGAGCACUUUAUAUCGUAUUUAAAGCAUGGUCAAUUAUUGUUAGUACAAGAUUUAAAAUUAACAAUGUUUUUGUUGAAACCUUCUUCUGCUCAUCUCUUAUGAACAUCUCAGAGUGGAUCUGUUCGAUUUAGUUUAUUUUAAUUGCAUAAUUACAACCUUUUAAGUUACCCUGAAGGAAUAGAAAUAAAAAUUUUGUUUGAUAAUUUCACAAAGAAUUUUCAGGCAUUCUUGUUGAUAUCUGGCUUUUGAUAUAGACUUUUUUGCAGUGGCGGAUUUGAAAAAAUCCUCUACUCAGAUUUUGAAAAAUAUUUUAUAAAUCUUGUAUUGCAGCCAUAACAAAUAAAUUUAACCAUGGACUAAACUCUGAGCAUAAGUCAAUGCCUUUAUAAUCAUUUUAUUUUUUUAUCUAUUGAAAUGCAAAAUUACUUGUUCGAGUAAAGAUUACGGUUAAUAAAAUUAAGGUGGCCUCUGAAAAUCAGUAUUGGAGCCCUUGCUUUUAGGUACAUUUUGUAUACAAAAUCACCCUAUAGCAAUCAUGUUAGCAUUUACCAAAAUUUUCUGCAUAACUUCACUGAAUAUGUAAUAUAUAUAUAUGUUAAAUAACAUGACUCGUGAAAAUGAUAACUGUCCCAAACAAAUUUAAACUUAUUACAAAAAUUGAUCCUUGGUUAGAUCUGUUGCCCAGCUCGUUACACCAUUUCUUUUCAAUAUGGUGGUUGUGUAAACUUUAAAACCUAGAUUAAAAAACUGUUCUAGAAUUUUUAUAACAUUUCUUAUUUUUGUUAACGGUUUUCGAGUUAUUGGGUACAUAUAAAAAUCCCAUGAGAAUAAAUUAAUAUUUCAGCUGUCACAAAAUGCACCUACUUCUUUUGAUUGACCUGAAAGGACUAUUUUGUUGGGUUUUUAACAAGGCUCAAGCUCAGGAGGAACUUGCAUAAAUAUGUUUUAUAAUUCAAAAUAAUUCUUUCCACUACACAAAAGUUUCUCAAAAUUCUUAGUAGUUUGCAUUCUGACAGCUACUUAACUGGUACAAUACUUUGAAUUUUGAUAAAAAGACAAUACCAAAUUUAUCUGAACUCUUAUUCAUUUACGAGGGCUAUCCAGAAAAAUGAUUACGUUUCACUCUGUAUCACGGCCAUUUGUAUGUCUGGGCUUUUCUCCAUUCAGUGGCUAUCCAGCCAUUCUAGUGAGAGGUUACUGUCACUCCUUGUUGUUUUACAAUAGCAGUUUAAAAUGUGUGACACAAUUGAAAAUCCCACAAGUUGUGAAGUGCGGUGAUACAGUUUUUGUGGGCUAAACACAAUAAACCAAUUGAGAUUAAUCAUCAAAGUUUAUGGGAACGAUGUGAUUACUGGAGGUGGUGUGUGUCAGUGGUGGCAUUAGGUUUAAAAAUGGCCAAAAUAAUGUGCAGGAUGACAAACAAAGUGGAAGGCCAAACAUUGUGACCGAUAAAAUUUUCUCUGAAGCCAAUUACGCAGAAUAACUUCUGCGUAAUUUUGUGCAAGAUGGGAACCGAAAAUCAACACAUAGCAAAUCGGACUCAAGAAGUCCAGGAUGCUUUUAAGUGGGAGGUGUCUCCACAUCCACCUUAAAGUCUUGACCUUGCACCUGACUAUCACCUGUUUCCAGCAAUGAAGAUCUAGCUUGUGAUGCAAUUCUUUGAUGUCAACGUGGAUCUGACUACAGGGUGUAACUACUUGGUUGAAGUCAAGCGGCAGAAUUUUAUAACACUAGAAUUUUGAAACUAGUUCACUGCUAUAAUAAGUGCCUAAAUUUUUAUGGUGACAAUGUUGAAAAAUAGUAUUUUAGGGUCACUUUCAAAUGUAUAUAAUACAAUUUUUUUCUCGUACUUUGUCUUUUGUUUAUACCAACUCUUAUAUUUCAAUUACAUAACUUUACCUUUCAAAUAAUUAUAUACUUUUCAAGCUAUAAACUGUAGCUUCUUAUUUUAAACAAAAUAAAACUUUGUAUAUAAUAUAGAUAUAGGGUAAUUUUAUUUCUUAAGCUUACGUGGGUAGCUUGAUCUAACUUAGCCAGUUCACACCAUGUCUAAGUAUUGCUUAUCAAAAUUAACAUGUUGAGAUAUGGUUGGUUUGAUUUAAGAUUUGCUGGCUGAAGAUGGAUGUUCACAGACUCUGAACUUAGAUUACGUGAUCGAGGUUAUUGUAUGAAAGUUGUAAUAAAUACAAAUUAUUUUAUGAACAUAA